Messenger RNA from Homalodisca vitripennis (glassy-winged sharpshooter), 807 nucleotides. Its product is annotated as nucleoside diphosphate kinase homolog 5-like. The transcript has a single exon. Lineage: Eukaryota; Metazoa; Arthropoda; Insecta; Hemiptera; Cicadellidae. The coding region runs from base 158 to 787 and encodes 209 amino acids. The record is from RefSeq and is a predicted model, not a curated record.
GAUUUGAAAUCUUCUGGGAUCGAGUUAAAAUAUAGCAACCACAGCUGUUAAUUUUAAUAAUAAUGACAUUUUUUAUAUACUUUUAACAAACUAAAAACAGGUUACCAGUGUUCUAACUGCUCGUUUGUGACAAGUUACAAAAUUUCCGAAUUCCAAAAUGCCUGUGGAACACACUCUAGCAUUGAUCACUCCUGAGGGAAUGCCACAUGCAAAGAAAAUAAUCUCCCGUAUCAAGAAAGAAGGCUUCACAAUUUUGGCCAGAAGAACCGUUCAUUUGACUCCGGAACAGGUGAGUGACUUCUACUACCAUCUCUACGGACAAAGGGAUUUCCCUCUGUUAGUAGCCUCGACAUCAGUGGCCCCCGUUACUGCUCUUUGCGUGGGCAGGCAUCGUGCCGUAGAAAAACUGGUGGAGAUCGUGGGCCCCAGAGACAUAGCUGUAGCUAUAAGAGACGCCCUUGGGUCUUUGAACGCACUUUACGGCAGCGUUGAGUGUAACCUUGCUGCGGUGCACGCUAGCGCGGACCUGAAAGCAGCGAGAAGGGAGAUUUUCUUCUUCUUCCCACAGUGUCAAGUGGAGCCAUGGACCGGAUUAGAAGAAGGAUUGGAGUGGUUGGAAGAGCACGUGAAGCCGCUGCUGAAGGAGGGACUAGCGCAGAUGCUGAAGGAGAAGCCUGCUGAACCCAUGCUGUGGUUGGCAGACUGGCUACUUCAAAACAAUCCUAAUCAACCACAGGUGGAACAGCAUCUCCGCCAUCAUCCCUUGUCAAAACUCCCUAAGUAUUAAAAAGACAUUUGAUAUUGAAA